Pseudogymnoascus destructans is the source of this 369-nucleotide messenger RNA. RefSeq lists its product as uncharacterized. The coding region runs from base 1 to 369 and encodes 122 amino acids. The transcript has a single exon. The record is from RefSeq and is a predicted model, not a curated record. Lineage: Eukaryota; Fungi; Ascomycota; Leotiomycetes; Thelebolales; Thelebolaceae.
AUGAUGGAUUCUAGACUGCCUGCCGUCUCGAUGCACCCAACGCAACCACUCUCGAUCAUCUCAUCUACGGCACAAAGUAUCGACGACGCAUCCAUAAAUGAAUUGGUGACUGGAUUCAUGGCGCUUCAUCGAAGAUGCAUCGUGGAGGAUGCAACGAUCGCAACGUUCCUACCUCCCCUCGAUGACAAUAAGAUGAGGGGUUUUUGGCUAGGAUUGAUCCAGCAAUGUCGAUCUGGCACCCCGGAGACUGGGGAAAAAGUGAUCGUGUACCUAGUGAAGGAUGGCGCCAUCAGCGGUGUAGCAAGUUUGUUACUUCCCAUGCAGUCAGACGGGGAAUCAUCGGGCGUGGGUAGAGAAGUUGAUGGUUGA